UGAAAACAUGAAGAUUGAUUUUGCCCCUAGAAACGUGCCGCUUCACAGGAGACUGCAGACAGCCGCCGUGCUGCAGUGGGUCUACUCCUUCUUGGGUCUGGCACCAACCUGCAUCUUUGUGUUCAUCUACCUGCUGUUCACACGCUAUUGGCUGAUCAGUGUGCUGUAUAGUGUCUGGUGGUUCAUCGACUAUGACACUCCUGCACGCGGUGGCCGCAGGGUUCCCUACCUAUGUGGCAUCAAAGUGUGGGACUACAUGAGAGAUUACUUCCCGAUCAAGCUGGUGAAGACGGUUGACCUUGACCCCAGGAAAAACUACAUCCUGGGUUUCCACCCCCAUGGGGUGCUGGUGGCUGGAGCCUUUACCAACUUUUGCACCUAUGCCACAGGAUUCAGACAGCUGUUUCCUGGCUUAACAAGCUACCUGCUCAUGUUGCCCCUAUGGUUCAGAGCCCCAUUCUUCAGAGACUACAUCAUGUGGGCAGGUCUGGUUCCAUCAGACAAAGAGACUGCCAGCUAUCUGCUGUGCCGGAGGGGUGGUGGCAACGCUGUUGUAAUAGCAGUGGGGGGAGCCCCGGAGGCCCUUGACGCCCAUCCUGGGACUUACAAUGUGCUCUUGGCGAAUAAGAAAGGCUUCGUCAAACUGGCCAUGGAAUACGGUGCCCAUCUAGUGCCGGUCUUCUCUUUUGGAGAGAAUGAAGUGUUUGAUCAAGUGGAAAACCCAAGAGGCACGUGGCUCCGAUGGAUACAGGAAAGGCUACAAGCCAUUAUGGGUAUCUCCCUGCCUCUUUUUCAUGCACGUGGUAUUUUCCAGUACUCCUUUGGUCUCAUGCCUUACAGAAAACCCAUCACCACAGUGGUGGGGCGGCCAAUCAGGGUGGAGAAGAACGAGAAGCCCACUGUAGAGGAUCUUGAUGCCCUCCAUCAGCUUUACAUGGACGAACUCAGCAGUUUGUUUGAGGAGCACAAAAGCAACUACGGCGUGGACAAAGACACACACCUGAACUUUGUUUAA
This is a messenger RNA of Myripristis murdjan (pinecone soldierfish), 1015 nucleotides long. It is a transcript of the gene mogat2, whose product is annotated as monoacylglycerol O-acyltransferase 2. Bases 8 to 1015 code for a protein of 335 amino acids. Gene Ontology annotation, biological process: triglyceride biosynthetic process; diacylglycerol biosynthetic process. The record is from RefSeq and is a predicted model, not a curated record. Gene Ontology annotation, cellular component: endoplasmic reticulum membrane. Lineage: Eukaryota; Metazoa; Chordata; Actinopteri; Holocentriformes; Holocentridae. Gene Ontology annotation, molecular function: diacylglycerol O-acyltransferase activity; 2-acylglycerol O-acyltransferase activity. The transcript has 6 exons.